Molecule: messenger RNA, 1847 nt
Organism: Rattus norvegicus (Norway rat)
Lineage: Eukaryota; Metazoa; Chordata; Mammalia; Rodentia; Muridae
Gene: Emg1
Product: EMG1 N1-specific pseudouridine methyltransferase
Biological process (GO): ribosomal small subunit biogenesis; rRNA base methylation
Cellular component (GO): nucleolus; small-subunit processome
Molecular function (GO): identical protein binding; rRNA (pseudouridine) methyltransferase activity
Source: RefSeq, marked provisional
AGGCUUCCGUACAGGUAUCGCCAUUUUCAAGCGCCCUCUUUCAAAAUGGCAGCUAGAAGGAAGUUUGCAGUGAGGCGGACGUGAAGUUCUAACUUAAGGACCUUAGCGCAACUUCCGGUCUGCUUACAAGAUGGCUGCGACCAGUGGUGGCUUCCAACCUCGUGAGCGGCGUUUUUCAGUGCAGGAACAGGACUGGGACCCUGCGCCGCCUAAGAGACCCCGGCUUGGGGCAGGAAGCAAGUGUGGAGGCCGUAGGCUCAUUGUGGUGUUGGAAGGGGCCAGUCUGGAGACAGUCAAGGUAGGGAAAACUUACGAGCUACUCAACUGUGACAAGCACAAGUCCAUGUUGUUGAAGAAUGGACGGGACCCAGGGGAAGUCAGACCAGACAUCACCCACCAGAGCUUGCUGAUGCUUAUGGACAGCCCCCUGAACCGAGCUGGCUUGCUCCAGGUUUAUAUCCACACACAGAAGAAUGUGCUCAUUGAAGUGAACCCCCAGACUCGGAUUCCUAGGACCUUUGACCGAUUUUGUGGCCUCAUGGUUCAGCUUUUACACAAACUGAGCGUCCGAGCAGCUGACGGCCCUCAGAAGCUUUUGAAGGUAAUUAAGAAUCCAGUGUCUGACCACUUCCCAGUUGGCUGUAUGAAAAUUGGCACUUCCUUUUCUGUUGAGGACAUCAGUGACAUUCGAGAGUUGGUGCCCAGUAGUGACCCAGUUGUUUUCGUAGUGGGGGCCUUUGCCCAUGGCAAGGUCAGUGUGGAGUACACAGAAAAGAUGGUGUCCAUCAGCAACUACCCACUCUCUGCCGCGCUGACCUGUGCUAAAGUUACCACAGCUUUUGAAGAAGUAUGGGGCGUCAUUUGAGAACAGCAGUGCCUGGCUCUCAGACAGGAAGGACUCUUGGCGUUGUCUGUUGCCUCCUAAGAUCUGCUGGAAGAUAAUCUUCUGUACCAAGAAGGCAGAGUGGGGAGCCAAUGCUGUAUAUUUGUUUUUUGUUUUUCCUAUAAAGAGUUUUUUUUUUUUUUUUUUUUUCAGACCUGAUUGUUUUGAGGUUUCUUAAACUCAGCAGUACAUGGUAGUGUAAACUGUUCGCCUUAGAUUCAGGCAUUCCAGACUUUGAUUUCCUAGAUUUCUGUGGCUCUCAAGGAGACCCUGAUGACCUCAGCUUUCGCAAGCACAGAAGAGUAUGUAUGAAAGAAAGCAGUCUAGGAUGCUAGCAGUGAAAAACUGAACAAACAGAAGUGAUUUUAUCUGGUAUAGUUCCAAGAUAGAAAAAGUGGAGCAGGCAGGGCCUUGUACCCUCCCCUCCCCCCAUGGGGGGGUGGCGGUAUCGGCACAUAUACAAUCGUAGUAGAUUGGCAGAAGAGAAACAACAGAUUCCUGGCUAGAGGGGAGAGAUAAGGCAACGUGCAUGGGGGAGUCCAAAGGGGGUGCAGCCCCUUUGCUCCUCCCACAAGAGCUUCCCCUUUGGCUGUCGCAGAGGCACAGCCGGGAGUACUGUGACUUCCAGCUCCUGGUGUCUCUGCUCCGGGGUGAGGAGUGCUGUGAGAAGGGAGACAAGUAGUUUCUGCACCAGUCCAGCUCUCGGCCACCUACAAGGCAAGGGGUGUGGUCAGGAGGGUGUCCUUACUAACAAGGAAAGUAGAACCCACGGGCUGGAGAGCUGGCUCAGCGGUUAAGAGCACUGACUGCUCUUCUAAAGGUCCCGAGUUCAAUUGCCAGCAACUACAUGGUGGCUCACAACCAUCUGUAAUGAGAUCUGAUGCCCUCUUCUGUGUAGCUGAAGAAAGUGACAGUGUACUCAUACACAUAAAAUAAAUAAAUCUUAAAAAACAACAACAAAAAA